Molecule: messenger RNA, 1405 nt
Organism: Xenia sp. Carnegie-2017
Lineage: Eukaryota; Metazoa; Cnidaria; Anthozoa; Malacalcyonacea; Xeniidae
Product: tRNA selenocysteine 1-associated protein 1-like
Exons: 12
Coding region: 128-1090 (320 amino acids)
Molecular function (GO): RNA binding
Source: RefSeq, a predicted model, not a curated record
GAGAUGAAAAAUAGUAUCGCAAUUAUUCAACAUGGCGGUUCCUUUGUUUGUAUCAAAGUGAAAAGUUGCUCGUUUCUGCUUGCUUUCUUCUCCUUAACAAUUCUCCCAGCGUAUUGUGGCUCUUAAAAUGUCGACACUUUGGAUGGGUGAUCUGGAACCUUACAUGAAUGAGCAAUUUGUGAGAGCUGCUUUUGUAUCAGCUGGCCAUGCCGUCACUACUGUGAAAGUCAUUAUCAAUAAAUUAACAGGUGGACCAGCUGGAUAUUGUUUUGUUGAUUUUCCAACAUCGAAAAAUGCCGAGAAUGCUUUGAAUACACUGAAUGGGGUACCUGUUCCUGGAACCAACCCACCCAAAAGGUUCAAACUCAACUGGGCAUCUUACGGCAAAGACAAUCAAACACAAGGUCCCGAAUAUUCUGUUUUUGUUGGUGACCUUACAGCUGAAGUUGAUGAUCCGACAUUACUGAAAUUCUUCCGUGAUCGUUAUCCAUCAUGCAAAGCUGCUAAAGUUGUGAUGGAUUCGUCUGGUAUGUCUCGUGGCUACGGCUUUGUCCGUUUCGGAGAAGAAAGUGAACAGAAGCGUGCGAUGAUCGAGAUGCAGGGCAUCAGAGGGUGUGGAGGGAAGCCAAUACGUGUUAGUGUUGCUACACCUAAAAAGCCAACGACAGUCCCAUUAACGGGAACAACAACGACAUAUCCAACAACAACACAACAGUAUCUCCAGCAAUACCAACAAUAUCAACAGUAUUAUGCAGCAUGGCAGGCCAGUUAUCAACAGCAAGCGGCAGUUGCAGCUGUUGCAGCCCAAUAUUAUCCAGGUUAUUCGCAAUACGCCCAAACAUACGAUCAACAACAACAAGUGUCCUACGAACAGACCAACGCUGACACAACUGUUCCCGUUACGGCGACUGAGGCAUACCAAGAAGAAGCCCCCGAUCUGACAUUACAAGAAUACGAUGAAGAUAUAGACGUUGCUGCCGCGAAUAAAGAAUACAUGGAGCGAGAGGAGGCUCUUUAUUAUGAAAUGGAAGCGUCUCGUUGGCAACCGUUGGAUCCUGUUACGGGUGGUCCCGGCUCGCUAGUCGCUUGAUGGAGCUGUGGUAUUUUGACGAACACCAAUUAGAUUUUGUUCUAUAUGUCGAAAAUAAGGAUUUGUGAAAAUUGUUUACAGUCAUUACAGUAUUCAUUCUAUGUUUUGCAAAUUCUUACGUGAUAAUACCUUGAACUGUAAUCGUUUUUCGGUUUGUCAUAUCUGUCUGUCGUUAACUAACAUGGCAUAGUUCAAAAUAUUUGUGAUCAUUUUUCUAAACUGUCGUUGAAUUUUAGAGAUAUCAUGUCAGGAAUCUUCGAGUUGAAUGAAAACUUUAUUGGUAUCUUUGAAAUAUCAUAAUGAUUCAACCAGUGA